This is a messenger RNA of Nerophis lumbriciformis (worm pipefish), 2760 nucleotides long. Lineage: Eukaryota; Metazoa; Chordata; Actinopteri; Syngnathiformes; Syngnathidae. The record is from RefSeq and is a predicted model, not a curated record.
AAGACAGCAGGAGGCGCCAUGGCGGCGCUGCCCAUUGCGCCGGGCCAAGUCUACAUCGAGGUGGAGUACGAUUACGAGUACAAGUCCAAAGACCGAGUGAUUGCCAUCCACCAGGGAGAAUGCUACAUGCUGGUCCAGAAGACCAAUGAGGAUUGGUGGAAAGUACGCAGGGAGGAGGGCAGCAAAGCCUUUUAUGUACCCGCCCAGUAUGUCAGGGAGGUCCGCAAAGCCCUCAUGCCACCCCCCAAGACUCUACCGCACCACCCUGUCUCUACCGGGAACUCCCCGCCUCAUCACCCCGUUUCUGCUGGGAGUACCCCUCCUCAUCACCCUGUCUCCACUGGGAACACCCCACCCCAGAACACUGGUGCUGUCUGGGUAAAACCAGCCACUCUGGAUCUGGCACUCCAGAACUCCAUCAUGGAGAAUCCCGACAGGCUGGAGUACCAACCUGCACGCUCACCCUCAGCUCAUUCCGUUUCAUCACUCCAUUUAACGCCGCCCGUCCAGCGGCGGAACAGUAACCACCACCAGCACAGUCCCAGCACCCCAACCGGUCCUGAGCGGUCUAUCGCCGAAAUCCUGGCCCAAAGUGUUGUACCCACACCUCCCCAACGAAGAAGCACACUGCCCCGAGCACGGGCGAGGGCCCAAUCGCCAGAGUUGGUCAGGGCCCCACUGGACGUGGAUAGCCCCCCGGUCUCAGCAGGCGAAGACCGACGGACUAACGACUCAGAAUCUGGAGACGAGCUGAGCAGCAGUUCUACAGAACAACUCCAGAGCAUUUCAUCGUCGGGCCGUGGCCGGCCAGACUCGCCUGUGUACAGCAACCUGCAGGAGCUGAAGAUCACGCAGUCUGUGGCGCCCCCCCUUCCGGCGGGUGCUCCCUUGCAGAUUCUGGGUGACUGGGAGUCAUACAAGGACCAGCACGGACGCCUCUUUUACUACAACCGCUGCAGCCACGAGAGGACUUGGAAACCUCCCCGAGCCCGUGAUGCCAGUAGCUCCCGUGGAGACAAUGCUAGCACAGGAGAAAGUGCAGAGAGCACUCCCCUAUCGCUCUCGCCGUCUUUCUUCCCCUUUCUGUCGCUGUCGGUGGGCCGCCUGGGGCCUCUGUGUUCUGAGGACGCGUGCUUCAGCGCAGACUCCAGCUUGUCUGACAGCCAGUAUGGCUCGCCGCCUCGCGGCUGGUCGGAAGGGAUGGACGAGUACGGUCACACGCUGUACGUCAGUCACUAUACUAACGAGAAGUGGUUAAAACACAUGGACGAGCAGGGUCGGCCAUAUUACUACAGCGCAGAUGGUUCCAGGUCCGAAUGGGAGUUGCCAAAGUACAACCAUUCUCCACCACAACACCUUGCCGAUGCCACCAAAACUCGCAGUUUGGACAGGAAGAGCGUGGAGCCUAUUGUCCUAAUGAAGUGGAGACACAGUGCUUAUGUCCAAGAGCCCAGCGACAAGCGGAUGUUGAAACUCAGACCAGUCCGGACCGGUUCCGCCCGCCUGCAUCCGUACAAGCAGCAAGAUUCACUUCUGAGCCCCACACCCCCCUCACCAGACUCUGACUCCAGUCCCUCUUCACCUAGGCGCCCUGCCUCUCCUUCAGAGAAGUGCGGUGUGCUCAAUGUGACAAAGAUCACAGAGAAUGGCAAGAAAGUUAGGAAGAACUGGACUUCCUCCUGGACCGUUUUACAAGGUUCCACGCUGCUUUUCACCAAAGGCCAAGGAGGAGGUUCUAGUUGGUUUGGCGGCGGUCAGUCAAAACCUGAGUUCACGGUGGACCUGAAAGGCAGCUCGGUGGACUGGGCCACCAAGGACAAAUCCAGCAAAAAGCAUGUGAUAGAGGUCAAGACCCGGCAGGGCACGGAGCUCCUGAUCCAGACGGAAAAUGACAUCCUCGUCAACGAGUGGUACCGAGCGCUGAGGGACACCGUCGGCAGCCCGGCAUGUGAGUCGGACGAGGCGAUCGAAGAAGACAUGCCCGAGUCACCCGGAGCCGAAAAGCAAGAUAAAGAAAAAGAACGCAGAGACUCCAAGAGAGGCAAAACCAUGAAGACCUCGGGCAGCGUGGAUGGAGCCGACAACAAAAAGACUAAACACAAGCUCAAAAAGUUUCUCACGCGGCGGCCCACCCUCCAGGCCGUCAGAGAUAAGGGAUACAUAAAAGAUCAGGUGUUUGGAGGCAGCCUGUCCAGCUUGUGCCAGAAGGAAAACAGCACGGUGCCCUCCUUUGUCAAGAUGUGCAUGGAGCACGUGGAGAGCAACGGUCUUCAUGUCGACGGCCUCUACAGAGUCAGCGGGAACUUGGCCCUCAUCCAGAAGCUGCGCUUUGCCGUCAAUCACGACGAGAAGGUGAGCCUGUCCGACAGCAAGUGGGAGGACAUCCACGUGACCACUGGAGCUCUAAAGAUGUUCUUCAGGGAGCUUCCUGAGCCACUCUUCACCUACACACUCUUUCACGACUUUGUCAGCUCCAUCAAGAUUCCUGACUACAAGCAGCGGGUGCACGCCAUUAAAGAACUUGUCAGACAGCUGCCCGAGCCAAACCACGACACCAUGCGGGCCCUCUUCAAACACCUCCGCAAGGUGAUCGAGCACAGUGAAGAAAACCGCAUGACCAACCAGAGCGUGGCCAUCGUGUUCGGCCCAACGCUGCUCAGGCCCGAGACGGAGACGUGGAACAUAGCCGUGCAUAUGGUCUACCAGAACCAGAUCGUGGAGCUCAUCCUGCUCGAGUAUGACCAGUUCUUCGGCAGGUAG